Molecule: messenger RNA, 2744 nt
Organism: Hypanus sabinus (Atlantic stingray)
Lineage: Eukaryota; Metazoa; Chordata; Chondrichthyes; Myliobatiformes; Dasyatidae
Gene: galnt3
Product: UDP-N-acetyl-alpha-D-galactosamine:polypeptide N-acetylgalactosaminyltransferase 3 (GalNAc-T3)
Exons: 10
Coding region: 437-2053 (538 amino acids)
Cellular component (GO): Golgi apparatus
Source: RefSeq, a predicted model, not a curated record
CGGGGGGACGAGCGGCACCUGGAGUUCCGGGACCGGGCAUGCGCACUCGGACCCGCGCCCACCUGAACGUCCACACCUGUUUCCAACGAGGCGGAAGUUUGUGCCGAAAGUUGGUGGAGCGAUCGCUGUCGCUCGGGAUAGAUCAAUGCAGCCGUGACCGAGGAGCUGCCCAGAGCGGCCGCAGAGUUCGCCCUCCGUUACCGGCUUUCCUGCGGCUGAUCCCGGGAACUCCAGUGCUCGGCGUACUUUCUGAUUCUAAAUCCGAUUACCGAGAGAGCGAGACCGGACUCGGGUAUGCGGCAUCGCCGGGAUUCAGCACAUGAGAUUUUAAGAUUUUAAUACUUCAUGAGUAUUUUUGUGGUCUCUUCGCUCCAGGAAGCUGGAUAUUCAUCUGAAAUUGGAGGCUACAUUUCUGGAGUGAAUUUUAAAAGUAAAGAUGCCUGCCAUUCAAAGGCUUUUAAGACGACGUUACUUGCAUUGGAAACUCAUUCUCAUAGCCCUUGUGUUUGUUACAUUUUUAUUUCUGAUGCAUAGGGAAGUAGUUGGGGACACUACACAAGAGCCAUGGUUGAAAGAAAUGGUUGUGAAAAAAGACAAAAUGCUGCACAUGAUGAUGGGAGCAGUGAACAAUUUAAAAGAUGCAAUUCCAAAAAUGCAGAUAGGAGCCCCUAUCAGAGAGCAAGCGUCUUCAGACCUGAAAAAAUCCUGUUUGCCUGGAUAUUAUACAGCAGCAGAAUUGAAACCCUUCAUGGAGCGGCCCCCUCAGGAUCCCAACGCCCCUGGAGUUGGAGGGAAAGCAUAUCUCACUGAUAACCUGUCUCCAGAGGAACAGAAAGAAAAAGAUAAAGGGAAUGAGAAACACUGCUUCAAUGUUUUUGCGAGCGACCGAAUUUCCUUACAUAGAGAUCUUGGACCUGACACACGGCCACCUGAAUGCAUUGAACAGAAGUUUAAGAGAUGCCCUUCCAUGCCCACCACAAGUGUAAUUAUAGUGUUCCACAAUGAAGCCUGGUCUACACUGCUCAGAACUGUUUUCAGUGUAAUGCAUACCUCGCCUGCUAUGUUUCUAAAAGAGAUAAUUCUGGUUGAUGAUGCAAGUACAGAUGAUUACUUAAAGGAAGAGUUAGAUAACUACGUGAAGCCAUUCCAAAUAGUUAAAGUGGUUCGUCAAUUGGAAAGGAAGGGGUUAAUUACAGCAAGAUUGCUUGGGGCCUCAGUGGCCACUGGGGAGGUUUUAACCUUCUUGGAUGCACAUUGUGAAUGUUUCAAUGGUUGGUUGGAGCCUUUGCUUAGCAGAAUAGCUGAGAAUUACACUGCUGUAGUGAGCCCAGAUAUCUCCAACAUUGAUCUCAAAACUUUUGAAGUUAUGAAGCCAAAUCCAUACGGACAAAAUCAUAAUAGGGGAAACUUUGAUUGGAGUCUGUCAUUUGGAUGGGAAGCUCUCCCUAAUCAUGAGAAGAAAAGGAGGAAAGAUGAAACUUAUCCCAUAAAGUCUCCAACAUUUGCUGGUGGGCUCUUUGCAAUCUCCAAGCAAUAUUUUGAACACAUAGGUGCCUAUGAUGAUCAGAUGGAAAUAUGGGGUGGUGAGAACAUCGAAAUGUCCUUCAGGGUAUGGCUAUGUGGUGGACAAUUAGAAAUACUGCCAUGUUCUGUCGUAGGUCAUGUCUUCCGUACCAAAAGCCCCCAUACUUUCCCCAGAGGUACUCAAGUCAUAGCCCGUAAUCUGGUACGGCUGGCUGAGGUAUGGAUGGAUGACUACAAACAGAUAUUUUACAGACGAAAUAAUCAGGCAAUGCAGAUGUUCGAAGAGAAAACUUUUGGAGACGUCACAGAAAGGCUUGAGUUAAAACAACGUUUGCAAUGUAAGAACUUCACUUGGUACCUGAACAAUGUUUAUCCAGAGAUAUUUAUACCUGAGCGGUCUCCUCAACAUUUUGGUGCUAUUAAAAACGAGGGCUCGCGAACCUGUCUGGACGCUGGGGAAAACAACGGAGGUGGAAAACAGCUAAUAAUGUAUACAUGCCAUGGUCUUGGAGGAAACCAGUGUCUGUAGAGCAGACUCAAUCGGGGCCAAACGGCUGAGUUUUUCUCCUAUAUCUUUUGGUCUUUAUGGUCUGUCGAUUGUUUGAUCGGUGCAUUGUUGUAUGACAUGGGUGAUAGUGGCCUCUCUCUGACCACGACUGCUCUUGGCAAAUUUUUCUACUGAAGUGGUUUGCCAUUGCCGCCGCCUUACAAGACAGGUGACCCCAGCCGUUAUUCAUACCCUUCAGAGAUUGUCUGCCUGGCAUCAGUGGUCGCAUAACCAGGACUUGUGAUCUGCACUAGAUGCUCAUACGAGCAUCCACCACCUGCUCCCAUGCUUUCACGUGACCUUGGUCAGAGGGGGUGGUGGGAGGCUAAACAGGAGCUACAGCUUGCCAAAGGGUGCCAUGCAGGUUAGCGGAAGGAAGGAGUGUGUUGCACCUCCUUUGGUAGAGACGUAUCUCCACCCCACCACCCAGACUGUAAGUGUAUGCUAGUGAAAUAGCCAAAUCUGAAAAUGUUACUAAUACUCAUUAAGCAGUAUCACAAUGGUGUUGUGCUUCAUUUCCUUUGUGCCAAAUAUUAUAGAGCAAAUUGUUAUUAAUUGUGUAAUUAAUCAAUCUUAGGCCAAGAGGAUUUCAAGGAGUAUCAUGUUAAUCUCCUCCAAAUACCAAUUUGAUUUUGAUUUUAGAUGGUGAUUGAAAAAUUAUGUUUCUACAUUU